AAACAAUAUCACGUGCGCAAAUUAUCGUAUUCGUGUUGCAUCAUGCAACUUGCAUGUUAGAGAUACUUAAAGUAAAAUCUAUAGCAUCACUUUUUUAGAGUUUGAAUUUCCUUUAUGAGAUAGGCAGUGUUUUAUUACACAGAGCCUGGCCAUGAGUUCGUUGAAGUAUAGAAAUGUUUUGAACGAUUUUUCAGAACUUGAUAACCAACUAAAAAUCAACAAGUCAGAAUUGAUUGUCCAAUUAAAUAAAAUUUUGAAAACUACUGGACUCAAAGAAAAAUAUGCUGCAGAUCUAGGAAUUGUAAAUCCUCCUAGACUCAUUGCCAUCCUUAAAAAUGUUUGCGAAGUAUGUUAUUCAGAUAAAUGUCAAAAUGAAGUGGCUAUUGGCAUUAUUCCGUUUCUUGUCUCAAUGUUUACUGAUCAUUGUUUUGAUGAUCAUGUUAAAAACACUCUUAUAAAAUGCAUAAAGUCUUGUCCUGUAAAAUUGCAACCACAGUUAUUUACUGUGUUUUCACACAAGUUUAUAACUAUGAUGAUGUUUAACAGCCAUGAUCUACGUAAAACAGAACACCUAUUUAAAAUAGUAAAUGAAUAUAGUGAACUAUUUCCAAAUUGUAUUUCUACUUUCAUUUUGAAAAUCAUGAUGCAUCUUGAAAUUCAAUUUAGAGUAUCACUUAAGAUAUUGAUUAACGAAAGCUCUCCUACACAUAAGGCAAUAGCUAUCAGAUGUAUUCAUCAAGGUUUUCGUUUAUUUCUGACAACUUAUAAUGAACAUUUAUUUUAUGAAAAUGUGAAUAUUUUGACUGCGCUGCUUGAUUGUUUUUUUGAUUUAUUAAAUAGUGAUAAACUACCUAUGGAAGUACUUUUUAAUUGUUGUCUUUCUAUAGUGUACAUAAAUAAAUUACCUGCUCUUGAAUAUUUGAAGUUUAUAUUGAGGGAUUUUGAAACUCGUUCGUGUUUGGGUAAAUUAGCAUUUAUUGCAGCAAUGUUAAAUUCAUUUUCUAGUGAAGAGUUAAGAUCCAUCGAACCUAAUAGUGGAGAAUCUAUUUGUGGAAUUUUAUUUAAUGCUACAAUUGACUCUUGUGCCGGGGAUUUAAAUGAUUGUAGUAAAAUAUUAUCCUCAAGCCGAGUUCUACUAGUACUAUCUAAACGUUUAUGCGCUAAUAAUGAAAUUUAUUUGAAAAAACAUCAACUUCAAUGUUUGAUUUCCACUGUAUGGAUAUACCUGGAUUAUUUUAUGGAUACUGUAAGACAUAUGGCUAAAGACACAAUGAUGAAUAUAAUUAAAAUAAAAGAUGAAAAUGUAUUACUCGAGAUAUUUGACCGUCUGUCUACUUCUAAUAUACAUUCUAGAGCUUUUAUAAAUGUUUUAAUUAUAUUAUCGAACAAAGUUGAUGUUAAAACGGUAAUGAAAUGUUUGCCAAAUGGUUCUGAAGAUAUUUUAGAUUUAAUGAGUUCCAACAGUUCUGCUUUGACUGUUUUUAUUAAUUUAAUGGUAAACCAUUUUAAAAUUACUGAUUUUAAAAUAUGGUUUGAUUAUUGGUUGCUUCCAUUAUUUAAAAAUACUGAUAAAGUAAAUACAAAACAUUUUGAAAAAAUUAUUACCCAAGCUGUCUCAUUAACUCCAACUGUUUCAAACCAUAUUAAUGACUUAAAUAAUCAAAUAGAAUUAUCAUUGAAAAUAUAUUUAAUUUAUAUUAAGACUGAAAAAUAUGUUUAUUUGACUAAAAAUGAUAAUGGAGAUUGGAUGAAUGAAACUUAUUACGAAACAUUAAAAAAAGCUCUUCAUCAUAAAGAUGAAAAUAUUCAAUUUAUGGCUGUAAAUCUAAUUUUGGACUGUCAAAAAAAAACUCAACCUUUUAUUAAAAUGGAAUUAGAACUAAUGAAAUAUUUUAUUACUUAUAAUAUGAAAAAUGAAAAGCCAUCAAUCAAAGAAACAAACUUGAGCUUGGUUAAAAAAAUACUUAUAAGAAUGAACGAUAGUCAAUUUUCUGUUGCAGUUAAAAAUAAAAAAUCUUUAAAUGCAUCAGUAACAAAAUGCUAUACUAGAUUUCAGCAUUGGUUCUCUAAUUUUUGUUUUCAGAACCUUUUUUCUGAUGCUAAUUUUUCUAGGCGUAAUUUUUCUCUUAGAUCAUUACGUCUUAUUCAAACAUGUCUAUUACCAAAAGGUAUUAUAGGUUUAAAUAAAAAGGAAAAUAUUUCUUUAAUUUUUAAUUGUUUAUGGGACACAUACGAAAAAAAUAAAAUAUUGGCUAAGGAUAUAUUAACCCACAAAUGUCAAGAUUCAAUGAAAUUGGAUGUCAUAGUGAUUGAAGAUAUUUUGAACAAAUCUAUGUUAUUAACACUUAGUAAUAGCCCAUCUGAUUGUAUAACAGCCGGAUAUUUAUUGGAAACAUUGAUUAUUUUAAAUACAAGAAUGCCAUAUGAAGAUUUUACAUUUAAUAUUUUAUUAGAUUUGAAUGAAAGUGUUCUGCAACAACUUAAAAUAGGUAAAGAAAACCUUUCAUUGGCAUCAGCUACAGCACCAAUGUAUGGAUCACUUCAUACUAUACGACACAUAUUGAACACUCUUGAUUGGGAGACUGUUAGUGAAAAGAAAGAUUGGAUGAGUUUUAUGGGUUUUGUAUCCAAGUUUUGUUUAGAGAGUAUCAAACUUGUAACCGAAAUUAUUAUUGAUUCGUCUCCUGAAGGUCGUAUUCUAAAUAAUGAUAGUGCUAUAAGUGAUUAUGAAGUAACUUCACAAAUGAUACUUGUUUGUGGUUGGCGUACAGCAAAGGAAGCGUCACUACUUUUGAGUGAUAUUGUGCGUAUUUCUGAAACACGAGAUACCCUAAAAAAUCCCGAAUUGAUUAUGCACAUUUGUCAGUGCUUGACACUACUACUUUCUGAAACAAAACACAGGGGUGCAUUUGAACAAAUAUUUGCCGCAUACUCAACUGUAUGCUCUGUAAUGUGGAAGUCAUCAAAACAUAAAAUUCCUCAAAAAUUACUUGAAGAUAUAAUAACAGGCAUUGAAACUGGAUCUAAAAAUUUAUUUUGUUCCACAAGAAGAAGUGCUGGAAUGCCAUUUAUGGUACAAGCUUUGAUCUGUACAAAUCCUGAUAAAUGGAAAGUUAUAAACUUUACUAUGGAAAAAUUAUUGGUUAUUUGUGAAAACAAAAGUACAAUAAACAACUCAGAAAAUGUUGUUCAAGUGGUUCAUGCUUUAAAUGUUUUACGAGUAUUAUUUCGAUGUUCUGAAUUGGGAGAUCUGGUGGGUCCUUUUAUUUCUAGAGCAAUUCAUAUUUCUAUUGUAUUAUUUAACUCAUCAUCUUGGCCAGUUCGUAAUUCUUCUACAUUAUUACUGAGUGCAUUAAUAAAUCGUGUAUUCGGUGUUCCCCGAUCUUCAACAGAAUUAUCUUGGAAAAAUCGUAUGACUGGUCAAGUAUUUUUUAAAAGUUAUCCAGAGCUAUAUGAUACAUUUUUAAAUGAAUUCAAAAAGUUUUCGCCAACAGACAUGAGGCCUUCAUUGUAUCCAACAUUAUUAAUACUUUCUAGGUUAUAUCAGACACAGAAUAAACCCAGUGAUAGCAUUUCUCAGUUAGAAUCCUACAUUCCGUAUAUAUUUAAAUGUGCUCAAAGUCCAGUAAUGAAAACUAGAAUGUUGGCUGCAACUUCAAUUGCACCUCAAGUUACACAAUUUAAAUUAGUUGAGCAUCUCAAUAUAACAUUCAAUGAGUUAACUAACAAACAUUUAGAAGAAAAUACAAUACAUGGACUUUUAUUACAAAUUUUUAGUUUGGUUGAAAAUAUUCCCCAACCUAUAUUUAAGCAGAAAGAAUUAGAAAAAUUUACGAUGGAUCUUAUAAUGAAACAUAAUGAAUUUGUAAAACGUUCUUAUGUGACUCAAGAAAUUUUCUUAAGAUGUAUUACACGUCUAUGGACUCAGCUUAAUCCCUUGAUGAAUGAUUCUAUUGAACAUCUUUAUACAUCAACAUUGGAGUCGAUUACAAAGUCAGUUCAAUUCAAUGUCAUUGGUCGAUCAAAAUAUUUGGAAAGUGCUGUAUUAUUUUUAUUUUCUGUCAGUUUAAAGACUCGUACUGAUUUUUCAGUAGUUUCAUAUAAUGUUAUUAAGAAUAACAUGUACUGUGAAACAAUAUUUGAAAUUUUAAGUACUAUUUUAUCCAAAAAUCCUUUUGAAUUAAGUGAUAAAUUAGAACAGUUUAAAAAUGUUAAUUGGGAUCGUAAUAUUUUAAUGAAACAAUUUAUGGCUAACCAAAGUCUUAUUGAAUUAAUUUGCCAACAAUGUACUAUAAUUGACUCAUUCAUUUAUAUGAAAUAUUUGGUCCUAUCAAACUUUACGCCAGCAUUGAAUCUGUAUUUUAAAAUGUAUGAAUCAAUUGAUUCCUUUCUUUUAAAAGUUUUCAACCUUAAAAAGGAUACUGAAAUUGCCCAAGCUCUAUUAUGUGUAAAUAGAUAUUUACGUCAUCAAGAAUCUUUGAAACAGUCUUUAAUAAUGAAUUUGACAUUGGUACUUGAAAACAUAUAUUAUGCCAAAAGAUCUGAUGAAUGCAAGAUUGUUAGUGUAAACAUAAUUGUCGAUAAUUAUUAUUUAAUUAUUAAAGGUCUCUCAUUAGACCCUGAAAUUUUUCUCAGAAUGUGGACUGUAAUAUUAAACUAUUCUGAAGAUAAUAGUGAAGAAGUAAGAACUCAUGUAUGGUGUUUGGUGAAUAAAGAUACAAACUGUGCAAAAUCAUAUGAAUUAUUAUUUGACAAAUUUGCCGAACACUUUGAUCAAUUUCCGUCAGCUGUUCUUGUAGCUUUAAUAUGUUGGUCUUAUUUAGACUUACAGGUGCCUCAAAUUCGUCCAAAAUAUCAAAUAUUUGAAGCUGGGGAUACUUGUGAAUUCAAAGAACACACAAUCCGAUAUAAUCUUAUACUUGACACAAUUAAGCGUCUAACUAAUAAUCACCCUAAAUCAAUUAAUUUGGUGAUAAACAAAUGUUUACAAGAUUGGAUAACUGAAAAAUGGACGUCUAACUUUGAUGUUAAACCUAAAGCUGAAAAUUUAAUGAAUAUUGGAGAGUUUAUGACCUUUGCUAAGAAUUAUUACUCAAAGACUAGUAAACUCAUCCAAGAUAAUGCUUCUUCUAAAACAAUUGGUUUUUUUCAAAAGAAAACCACCCAGAAAUGUUAAGAUUUAAUUUUAAAAUAAUGUAGUUGGUUACAA
This is a messenger RNA of Sipha flava (yellow sugarcane aphid), 5209 nucleotides long. It is a transcript of the gene THADA, whose product is annotated as thyroid adenoma-associated protein homolog. The coding region runs from base 152 to 5176 and encodes 1674 amino acids. Lineage: Eukaryota; Metazoa; Arthropoda; Insecta; Hemiptera; Aphididae. The record is from RefSeq and is a predicted model, not a curated record. The transcript has 24 exons. Gene Ontology annotation, biological process: tRNA methylation. Gene Ontology annotation, cellular component: cytosol.